AUGGCCAUCACGAGCUCAACCCCCACUAUCACCGCAACCGUCCGCGCCUCCAGCAAUCCGCUUCCAGAAUACCAACAUGACGCCACCACAGACACCGACACUACAACCACACGCUACGUCCAGUCAAAUGCGGGUGACACUUUCGAAAUUCACGCGGACAUCGCCUCCGGAACCGAAUUUAUCGGCGAUUGUCUAGCAUUCUGCAUCAGCAUAAAUGGCGUCUUAGCUGAUACAGCAAUCUCAUUCCCCAGCGGCCAGGAUCACGCCGGUAGCAUCGUGGUUAGCAAAGGGUGCUAUACGGCAGGAAACACGGUCAAAAAAUACCAAUUCACAGAGCUGGAGAAACGCGAUGGCGGAGCUGUACCGACCAAGGAAGAGGUCGAAGCUGCGUUGCAGAUCGGGACGAUUCGGAUCGACGUGCAUCAUCAGCUGAGCAAGAGCGUGGUGAAUGACCAGCUGGACCUUUCGAGCGGCCUCAAAUCGGUUGACGCAGUCGAUGAGAAAGCGUUGAAAGGACAGGCCAUCUCCAGCACUACCUCAUACACCGAGGCAGUCGCCAACGAUGGGCUCCAUGCAAGGUAUUGGGACGCGGAAUUCGUCGACCCGGACAUGAAGCCAAUGGCAGUGUUUGUGUUCAGGUACACUUCGCACGAGGACCUCCAAGCCAUGGGUAUGAUCGCUCCAGAUCCGACGCCAGAGCCGGAAGAGGAACCUGAGCCUGAGCCCGAGCCAGAUCUUGAGACUAUGACAGCUGAGGAGUUGAAAGCAGAGGUGCAAAGAAGGCGGCAAGCGGAGAGAGAUGCGACGGUCCGCAUCAAGCGCGAGCGUGAGGAUGACGACCAGCAGUCCAAGCAGGACAAAAGAUUCAGAACGACCAUCACACUCGAUGAUGACGGCGAGGAGACAGAAGUGGUUACGACUAUGCUGCCGGUGCCAGAGGUUGAGACUAUUGCUUGA
This is a messenger RNA of Fulvia fulva, 957 nucleotides long. RefSeq lists its product as uncharacterized. The record is from RefSeq and is a predicted model, not a curated record. The transcript is spliced from 3 exons. Bases 1 to 957 code for a protein of 318 amino acids. Lineage: Eukaryota; Fungi; Ascomycota; Dothideomycetes; Mycosphaerellales; Mycosphaerellaceae.